Molecule: messenger RNA, 2980 nt
Organism: Branchiostoma belcheri (Belcher's lancelet)
Lineage: Eukaryota; Metazoa; Chordata; Leptocardii; Amphioxiformes; Branchiostomatidae
Product: E3 ubiquitin-protein ligase CHFR-like
Exons: 18
Coding region: 114-2447 (777 amino acids)
Biological process (GO): ubiquitin-dependent protein catabolic process; protein ubiquitination; mitotic cell cycle checkpoint signaling
Cellular component (GO): nucleus
Molecular function (GO): ubiquitin-protein transferase activity; protein binding
Source: RefSeq, a predicted model, not a curated record
CAUGCUUUCAAAAGUGACCCCUGACCUCCCCAGCUGACAAAAAGGAGGGAGAGAACAACACUUAGCUACAUUUUCUCCCUGUUUCUUCUUCGUUUUCCGAACGUUUUCGCGAAAUGUCGGCUGCUGCGGAAGGCAGAGAGCCAUGGGCACAGCUGGUGAGCACCACAGAUGUAGACUCGGCGCCGGUCUCCAUCAACAAGGACAAAUUCACCAUUGGAAGGAGAGCUGGUGAUAUGACCUUCCCAGAGAACAAGCUUGUGUCCAGUUCUCACUGCUCACUGUUCAGGGAACCUACAACAGGGAAGGUCUUUCUACAGGAUACAAGUACAAAUGGAACCAUGAUCAACAACACCAAGGUUGGGAAGGGCCAGAAGUGGGAACUGAACCAUGGAGAUGAGAUCCACAUCGUGUUCAAGAAGAACAACACUGAGCAAAACAUAGCAUACCUUUUCCAGGAUUUGGCAAAGCUAAAAGAGGAAGAACAGGAUGAAUCUCUGCUUGAUGUUACACAGGAGUAUGGUAGUGACACUGAGGGGUCAACCAUAGACUACACACUACCUAACACAGAGAUGGGUUCAGAAGCCAGUGGUGCCAGUGGUGGAGCUAAGAGACAGAUGGAAGAGGUUUCUGAAAGUGAGCCAGUUUCCAAGAAAGCCAGGGAGGAAGCAAAACAGGGUGACAUGCAGCAGAAGACCAGCAGUGAGCCUAGUGCUGCAGUUCCAGCUAGUGCCACUGGAGGCGCUGCUAGUACAUCAGCUGUACAACAAUGCAGCAAAGACACUGGAAAAGAAGAUACCACUCUUCCAAGGGGGGAUUCUCAGGUAGCUGGGCCAUCCUCGGAAAAAGGUGCUGCAGGGUCUAAAGAUGACAAACCAAAGCCACCCCCACGGGAUGAAAUGGAAGAGACCCUUCUGUGUGGGGUGUGUCAGGAUAUCUUGCAUGACUGCAUCAGUCUGCAGCCGUGCAUGCACUCGUUCUGCGCCGGCUGCUACUCCCAGUGGAUGGACAUGUCCAACCUGUGUCCCUCCUGUCGCAACAAGGUGGACCGCAUCAGUAAGAACCACAUCGUCAACAACCUGGUGCAGGUCUACCUCAAGGAUCACCCUGAGAAGAAGAGAAGUGAGGAAGACCUGGCAGAGUUGAACAAGAAGAACAAGAUCACAGACGACAUGUUGUACCCAAAACACGGCCACCACAGACGGGAGUACGAGUCAUACAGCGAUGAAUACAGCGACUCGGACUCCGGGCAUGAAGAUGCCAGCCUUAGUGGAGGCAGCACCCCUAGAGGAUGGCGGGCGUAUUAUAGUCCGUACGGAAUGCACCAUGUAUCUACACGCCCUCCCCCCAGAACCAUCUGUAGACAGUGUCCUGACUACACUCCACCGACGUCUGCCACCACUGGUGCCCAGGUCACAGGCAUGUUGGUCACCCCACCUGUAUCCACAGGUAUUGCCACGAGCCCUGUGAGGAUGGGAGAGGAGAUCACCCUGUAUGACCCGCGUGUUGUGGGGCCCACAGUAGUGUCUACAGUAACACAAGUCAUGCAGCAACCACCCACCGGUGUAGCAGGUGUCCCAGCCCCUGUAUCCAUGGGACAGGGGAUCUCCAUGUACGAUCCACGCGUUCUCGGAUCCAGUUCGGCUCCACCUGCGCCUGAUCCAGCAGGGACAGCACAAACACCUGGUGUAGCUGUGACAGCUGCCACUGCCACAGCUGUCUCAGGUGCUGCUGCCCCCACAACAGCAAGAACUGAUUCUACUGUGUCCACCUCAUCUCAGGCUUCUCAAGUUACAGAUUCAAGUCCAGAAGAAAGAGCGCGCAGGUUGGCCGGUCCGCGCCCUCCCCCUCCGGAGCCAUGCCAGUUUGUGUGCCAGGUGAACCAGAACCACGUCAUGUGCCAGUGCUGCUGGAAACCCAUGCCUGACAGGACCAGGGAGACACCCCCCUCCCCACCACAGAAGUGUUCCCUCUGCCACAGGGUGUUCUGUCACAUGUACUGGGGCUGUAACAACCCACGGUGUUUAGGAUGUCUCAACAACUUCAAAGAUUUAUACUUUGAUGGCAGAUGUCUCAAUGAUCUCAUCAACAACAAUCACUAUGAGUCCAGUAUCUUCAUGAACUACCUGGAUGACAAGAAUCUGACCUUGAGGGAUGUCCUUCAGACAUGUAUGGAAAAACUGGCAGCUGGCGAGUAUACUGUCACAGAUCCCAACAGCCGGCCGUCCUCCCCGCUCACCCCAGACUCAGUGAUCUGUUACACCUGUGGGCUGAGGAACUUCAGACAGCUGGCUUACCAGUACAGGAGUCACAUCCCACCGGACCAGUUACCAGCUGAAGCAACCUCUAGACCAGACUGUUACUGGGGCAGGAACUGUAGGACUCAACACAGUAAACCUCAUCAUGCCAAAAACUUCAGCCAUAUCUGUGAGCAGACCAGAUUCACAUGAUGUUCCCACAUAUCAUCACUGUUGCUUCACUAAAGGUGCUGAGCUCAUAGGAGGGAGAGAUUUCUCAUCACUCUUUUUGAGCUGCCUAAAACAAGACUUUAUGUCACAAGAAAUGCUUUUUAAAAUGCUGUCCGGGGGCCAAGAUGGGAGUAGCUGGUUGGAUGGGAUAAGUGUGAUGACAAUGUGUGACACAAAUAAUUGGUCACCUUGGUGACUUGAGUUGGACUUAUGCUAAAACUAAAGGGUAAAACAGGGGUGCUAGACUGGCCCGACACACACAAUGGGCAGAACAAUGGGCCUGAGCCCUGAUGCAAAUUACUUCUUGCCGCGCCAUCAUCGAGCACCCAAACAUCAAACAUGAUACAUGUACUCAGCAAAAAGCUGGAGGUAUUGUGGCCCCAGCAUGUAAAAAAUGACUUCUUGAAGUCUCUUACCGGUAUGUGGUCAUCGGUGGUGUUGAGGAAAGCCAUUAUCUUGUCAAAGAAAAGAAGAGCUCAGAAAACAAGGAAUUAACCGAAUGAAAAUAGCUAUAA